Cynoglossus semilaevis (tongue sole) is the source of this 2715-nucleotide messenger RNA. RefSeq names its product protein tyrosine phosphatase type IVA 2-like. Lineage: Eukaryota; Metazoa; Chordata; Actinopteri; Pleuronectiformes; Cynoglossidae. The transcript has 8 exons. Gene Ontology annotation, biological process: protein dephosphorylation. Bases 892 to 1398 code for a protein of 168 amino acids. The record is from RefSeq and is a predicted model, not a curated record.
GUGAGUGUGUCAGGUCCAUUGUGUAAAUGUUAGCAUCGUUAAUGGAGCUGGUGUUCGUGCUGUCGUUCGACGGGUCUGGAAGGCGGUCCGUUCUUUAGCCUGGUACCAUUAGCUCUGUGUGUGUGUGUGUUCAGUUAUUGACCUGCUUUGAAUGACCUGGUUAGUGGGCUUACCGUGACAUGAGGCAGCUGAGAGCUUGUGGGCCGUUGUCUGCCUAGACCCAGAUAAGCAUCAUCUUCAUCAUCAUCAUCAAUGGUGUGUCCACAUCACAGAGCCGUCACAACUCCCUGUGUCCGCUCAAUGAACAAUCUGCUCAGCUCUCACGACAGCUGCACAUGUAUGGCGUUUGCGAGAGUCGGAGGGGAGUUUUGCCAAGCCCAGCACCUGCUGCUUAUUGUGGACAAGUGAACGAAAGAAAGCAAGCUGAGCAAAACACUGCCUUUUACCCACAAAGGUUCCUCCUGUCACCUGUUUGAACCCAUAUGAAGCCAACCUUUAGCCUGUCAUCUGUUGAGAGGAGAAGGAGAGGAUUUGGUUUUAGCCCUGAACUCUCUUUUCUGCUCUAUUCUGUCCUGUUUUUACUUCUCAUAUCAUCUCCAUCUGAUACAAACCCUCUCUGAAUAGGCUACAGAAAAUUCAAAGGAAGAAGUUGUAAAAACAUUUUCUCUCCUCUUUUCCCUGCUCUGACCUUUUCUAAGAAAAAUUGAUUCAAUCUUUACUUCAAUAGUAAAAGUUGAUUUUUUUCCCCCGCCAAACAUCUACAAUAUUUAAGCAACUUUACUUUUAUUUUUAAAUACAUCUGUCUCUUCCUGAGCGAUUUAAGGCACUGUCGCUUAUUAUAUUGUAUUUAAUUAUUCAUUUAAAAAAAACAAACUCACCAUUGGUCCCAUCAUGAACCGACCCGCUCCAGUGGAAAUCUCUUUUGACUGUCUGAGAUUCCUCAUCACACACAACCCUACUGAUGCACAGCUGGGACGAUUUAUAGAGGAUCUGAAGGCAUAUGGUGUUAACACCCUGGUGAGAGUCUGUUCUGCUACAUAUGACAAGACACCGGUGGAGCAAGAAGGCAUUCAGGUUCAGGACUGGCCAUUUGAUGACGGCUCAGCUCCUCCAGACCAGGUGGUCGAAGACUGGCUGAAUCUGCUGCAGACAAAGUUUCGAGAUGAGCCUGGCUGCUGUGUGGCUGUGCACUGUGUGGCAGGACUAGGGAGAGCUCCAGUGUUGGUGGCGUUGGCUCUGAUUGAGUGUGGGAUGGAAUAUGAAGAUGCUGUGCAGUUCAUCAGACUUAAGCGUCGUGGGGCGUUGAACUCCAAGCAGCUGCUGUACCUCGAAAACUACAAACCUAAACUGUGUCUGCGCUUUAAAGACGCAGUGGGACAAAACUGCUGUGUCCAGUAGGGAUGACCACAAACACUCACGCUAUCCCUGCAGCUCCAUACAGAACAUUUAACUGUUGUUAUGAAUUAUUACUAUUAUGUUCACGUCACCUAGCCUGUGUAUUGUAAUCAUAGCACUUUCUAUACUGUAUUCUGUCGAGUACAAAAACCUAAAAACAUGCGUAUACUAUUGACUGUUUCGUGGUCUUUAAUCUCAUCUUUUAUAGAAACUAAACUGCACUCACGCUAUAGAAGAUCGUAUUCUUCACUGAACCCAAUGUGUGAAGUUUAAUUGACAACAACAAUUCUUUACACACAGCUGUUCAGGUGUGACAUCUAUUGGAGUCUGUUUCCCCUGAUCAUAAUUCUUCAGUAAGUUUGGGAUUAUAUUACCAUAUGUUGGAUUGUGCUACAUUCUAUUUCUUUCUUUUGUGUUGUUUUUGUGGGAACUUUUUGCCCUUCAUUAUGGCAUGGUAGGUCAGUCUCUUCUGAUGUUUUUAUGUCCUAGAUUAUGAUGUUACCACUGUGUUAGCGUAGGUGAGUGACAUAGAAUCAUGUUGAGACAUUCUUGGUGUCACUGAACACUUGGCUAAAUUUACCAAAUCUGAUUAGUGUUUAUUUUAGGAUUAAAUCUGGCAUCACUUUUGUGAUGGCAAACGUGCUUCGUUCCAUCAAUGAAACUAUUUCAUUUUGUGACAUGUUUUCCAUGAACUCCCUAAAUAUCCCACUAAAACUUAAAAUGUUUGAAAUGUCCUUAGUAAAAGUAAGGUGAGUAUCAGUACACACUGUGUCACAUGGGUCAUAUGUGAUGGUGAGCAGUAAUCUGCUGCCACAGUUAAACAACAUCAAAUUCAGUACAAAUACAAAGGCAUGUGCUAAAGAAGGUAAAGAAAUAAUCAGCACUCAGUUCAACAAACUGUGAGGCAGCGCUGAUUGAUCACAUGACUCUGGUUCCCAUUGAACCUACAGGACAAUCUUCCAGCUUGAACAUGGCUGCUUUCUCAGCACAUUUGUCUUCGGUCUCUGCUUCUGUCAGCUACUGUGUCAGUAGGAUGCUGCUGCUCUUUACUGUAUGAUGCUGUUAUGGUUGCAGUUCCCUUGUUCUCUGUACUUAUUAAUUGACUCCACUGUGUUUCUUUGUGAAAUGUCCAUGGUGGGAAGAAACCAGUCUUUAGCCAAUAAAGUGUUUAGUACUGUAACAUGUGUCUCUAUUCAAGUAAUUUUGAGACUUGAACAAGUUGUCAUCUUCAAAAAAAAAAAAUGUAAUGCCCUCUUCUGCAGGAGAUGUUAAAACGUCCAAAUUGUAAAAAACUGAACUAAGAAUGGUUAAAGACAACGG